Messenger RNA from Vollenhovia emeryi, 572 nucleotides. RefSeq lists its product as uncharacterized. Gene Ontology annotation, cellular component: membrane. Bases 66 to 572 code for a protein of 168 amino acids. Gene Ontology annotation, biological process: sensory perception of taste. Lineage: Eukaryota; Metazoa; Arthropoda; Insecta; Hymenoptera; Formicidae. The transcript is spliced from 4 exons. The record is from RefSeq and is a predicted model, not a curated record.
ACAGACAUCUUCAUUUGGAAUUACGCAAAAUAUCUCGCGAGAUAGACAUAUUACUUGGAACACACAUGUCUUUUAAAAUAGCAUGCUACUUUGGUUGGAUAGCAAUUGACUUGCGCAUAAUUUUUUCCACAAUGCUUAUCAACAAUUAUAUGAAAACUAAUAAGUAUAUUUGUGCUGUCCUACAUUUCGUCUGGUUGGCUCAUAACGUUUUGAAAUCUCUGCUCAUUAAUUACAUGUGCGAAACAGUCAGUACCAAGGCAAAUAAAACAGGAGAUUUAUUAAAUAGAUUAUUUUAUUUUGAUGUUGAAGUUUAUGAAAUCAUUUCUCAGUUUUCAUUGCAUAUAGUUUAUGCGCCGCUUAGAUUCUGUGGAAUUGGAUUUUUCCAAUUUGGCUUUCAAUUUCUUCACAGGGGACUGCUUAAAGAAGCUUACUAUUGUGGACAAUACAUUAGAAAAACUUGGAACAACAACAAAUUACCACAGACUGUAUAUGAAGACGGUAUGGCUCGUCUUGAGUUGGAUUAUAAUGGUGACAUUAUUAACUUAUAUAGAGGUUCUAUGGUUUCAAGAUGA